AUGAGUUUGCAAUAUUCCAGUAAAGCCGAUAUCGAUUACUUAAAAUAAGAUGAAAUCGGUAAAGUAAUAUGUAAAGGAUUGGCUUCAUUGUAUUUAGAAAAUCCAAAGUUUCCUGUAGAUUAUUUAGCGAAAUGGCUAUUGAAUUAUUCUGCAUCAUUAUCAAAUGAGAAUAAAUUAGAAGGAAUAUUAUAAGAAAAAGAGGUAUUAAAAAUGUAACAUUAAGAAUAAUUAGAAAAGAACAGAUAAGAAUAGGAAAGAGUCCAGUAAUUAAAGCUAAAAGAUGAAGAAAUCGAUAAUAAUUUUGAAGAAAAAGUUAGAAAUGAAGAAUAUCAUUAAGAAUUAUUAGUAAGUGAAUUUCCCAACUUCUUAGAAAAAAGAAAAAAUUUAGUUGGAGUUUACAUAGGAAUUAAAGACUUUCCUUUCAAACAAAUUAAUGAAGAAGAUGAAGAUGAAAAAGCUCAUCUUGAUUAAGAGGCUGAAAAAAUUAUUAAAUAUAUUGGGUAUUCCGAUUCUCACAAAGAUUUGAUGUCUAAUAAGAUAUUAUCAGCUAAAGAAGAAGAGAGUGUGACAGCAGCAGUAUUUAAAGAAAGAGAACCAGUUAAUGAAGAUGACCAAGAAAACGCAGGCCCUCCUCCUCCAAACUAUGUUUAUAUUCCUGAUCUAGUUAAGGAACCUAGAAUGACUUAUUUCAGAAUACCUAAAUUAGGCUCUUAUAUUGCAUUCCCUUUAAAAUAUAAUAGUUAUUUAAAGGUAAGCAAAUAUUAAAAAAAAAAAAAAAAAUUAAAAAAGGAAGAAUUCUUUAAUGAUGCGUUAUAAAAAAGAUAAGAAUAUUAAUAAGAAUUAGAAAAAUGGACAGUAGAAAAAAAAGAGAAAGAAGAGGAAUUUUAAAAGGAGAUUGAAGCUUUAGAAAAUGAUGAAGAAGCGUAAAAAGAAAAAUAGAUUGAAUUUGAUAAUUUUCUUGAAUAAUAUCCAGAAGCGCCCAAAGAAUAAGGAUUUUUAUUUGAAGCAAAAGAAUAUGUUUUAUGUGCAGAUACUAUGGGUUAAGACAGAGAAAUAUCUUAAGAAGAUAUUAAAUACUUAGAAUCUUAUGUAUAAUUAUUUGCUAAUAGUUGGGAAUAAACAGAAAAAAGAUUAAUGAGUUAAGAUAUUGACAGAUACAUUUAGUACUUAUAAGAAGCACCAAAAGAUUUAAUUGAUUAGUUAAAUGAUGAAGAGGCAAAAGCAGAAGAAGAUAAAAAAUCAGAUUAUGACCAUUUAAAAGAUAAUGAAAAAGAAUACAAUUACAGAUUAGAAAGUGUUAAAUUAGAAGCCUUAAAGGAAAUUCUAAAAUACGAACAUGUUUAAAAAUUGUUUUUAGAUUUAAAAGAAUAUCGUGUUUUAAAAUACCCUGUUAUUCUUUAAAAUAUUUUAUAUUUACUUGGGUAUACUAUGGAGGAAAUUAAUAUACCUAAAACUCAUAUUCUUAAUUGGAAAUACGUGAAAACAUUAUUAAAUGAAGAUUUCUUUAAUUUGCUUGUUAAUUAUAAUCAUUAAGGCCCGAAACCUAAUAAAGUUAAACCCUAUGCUUUAAUUAAUAAAAUAGCUACUAAAAUCGAAAAGUUCAAUUAAUAAGAGAUUGAUGAAUAUAAUAUUGGAUAUGGAAGACUUUUCAAAUGGCUUUAAGACACCACUAGACUAAGAAAAAUUGAUAUUGAAGUUAGAAAGUAAUAAUAUGCUGAUAGAGUAGCUGAAAUAGAAAAGAAAGAAGCCUAACUUGAAGUUUGGGAAAACGAUAAAUCUACCAAAUUACAAGAAGCAAAAGAUGCGGCAGCAGCCUCUGAAGAUCCUGAUAGUUUCGUUGAAGAAGAUUGGAUCGCUUAAUGGGAGGAAGAGAACCCAAGACCCAUAGUCCCAGAAAGAGUUGUAUAGGAUGUUGAUGAAGAUUGCUUGUUUGAAUGA
This is a messenger RNA of Ichthyophthirius multifiliis, 1938 nucleotides long. RefSeq lists its product as hypothetical. Gene Ontology annotation, cellular component: Set1C/COMPASS complex. The transcript has 3 exons. The record is from RefSeq and is a predicted model, not a curated record. Lineage: Eukaryota; Ciliophora; Oligohymenophorea; Hymenostomatida.